UUACUUUUUAUCUAAAAAAUAUGUACUAGUUUCCGCUUCGGGCCAAUCAGACAGGGCAACCGCUUCCAGCAGGAUGGAGCUGAUUGUGAUUUUGGCCAUUGUGGUUGCUAUUUACGUAGUGCUGCUGUUUUUCGAUGGAUUUUUCAAAAGCUGCAUGCAUUACCCUUAUGAUGCCUUCCUGAGAGGCACCGGACUGACGGUUAAAUUCCUACGCCUACAGUGGCACACGACGGCUCUAAAUCGAUCUAUCGUCAAGUGGAGCACCAAGUAUCCAAAGAUCCUCGAGUGCAGCUUCAACAUCGGAGUCUACUGCAGCCUAGUACUGAUGCCUUUUGCCGUCGUGAUGAUCGUCAUAUCUUCUUUCCACACAAACGCUCACCGCCAUUCGGCACGUGUUACCGCACCCGCUGCUGGCAGUGCCGGAGCGGACGCCCAUCACGACCGGCGAACGGUGGAAAUUGACUUGCUAGUGCCGGGAGUCAAUCUUCCACUGAAUGAAAUCGGCUACUACAUAGCUGCCCUAGCCAUAAACAGUGUUGUGCACGAGCUUGGCCAUGGUUUGGCAGCGGUGCUGGAGGAUGUCCAAAUAAAGGGAUUCGGAAUACACGUGCUAUUGAUCAUCCCGAUGGCCUACACACAGCUCGACUCGGACCAGCUGAAUACGCUUAAAGUGUGGAAGAAGUUACGUGUCAUGUGCGCCGGCAUUUGGCAUAAUUUGAUCCUGGGACUGAUCGCGUACCUGCUUUUUAUUGCAACGCCCGCACUCUUUUCCGCCAUUUAUCGCACCAACGAUGCCGUCAUAGUGACGUCGAUGAAGGAUAAUUCUCCGUUAGGAGGGACUCGCGGCUUAGAGCAUGGUGAUAUCAUCAAAUCGAUCAAUAGCUGCGAGAUCCAUCACGAGGAUAGCUGGUUCGGUUGUUUGCUAAAAACGAUUCACUUUCCACCGGCUUAUUGUGUUUCGACGGAUUUCGUACACCUCAACGACGAGUCCGUACCGAUGUCGCACAAGAACGAUGGUUUGAUCGAGUGCUGCGAUAGCGAUAAUACCGCGUCCAGCUGCUUCGAGUAUAUGGUCGAUGCAAACGAGGACGACGUUGCGUUACCACAGCACAUGUGCCUCAACAUACGAAAAACGAUCGAGAACAGCUUCGGCUACUGCCAGAACAAUGGCCAGUGUUCGGAGGGGCAUUGCUUUAAGCCGAGCAUCAACAACUACACCACUAUCAUGCAGAUUCGGCGCGAAUCGAAACCGGACGUGAUCUACAUUGGCCACCCAGCGGACAUCACGCGCACGGUGACGGUCUCACGGUUCGUACCCAAGACGCGCCUUUUUGCACCCCGGUUUGCCGACUCAAUCCAGCUGCUGCUCAAGUAUGUGACCGUGUUUGCGCUCGGCCUGGCGUUCAUCAAUGUGAUGCCGUGCUAUGGCUUCGAUGGGCAGCACAUCGUCAACACGCUGCUCACGGACGGCACGAUUCAACAGCGCAUCCCCCAGAAAAGCAAACGUGACAUGAUUUCGCUGGUCGUCAACGUCAUCGGCACGUUGUUCGUUUUUAUACUGCUCAUCAAAGUGUUUUGGCUAUCGCUCCAUCGGGUCAUGUCGGUUUGAAGUGGAGCACAAUGGCAACACCUACGCCAUAUGACAUCGAAUUCCAUUUAUGUAGGAAAUUCAUUUUGCUAAACUAGCUGUAGGUACCAUAUAUUAGAAUGUAUGUCGAUAGUUUUGUAGGCAAACAAGUUUAACAAAGUAACUUUAGUCACACACACACACACACAGUGGUAUUUGCAUGCUAGAAGAAAGCUAACACUGACUACAAUCAUUUAUGAAUGGAAAAUAGUGUAUUAAAAGUAAUCCUAUAAUAAACGCGAUCACAG
Messenger RNA from Anopheles coustani, 1875 nucleotides. It is a transcript of the gene S2P, whose product is annotated as membrane-bound transcription factor site-2 protease. Gene Ontology annotation, molecular function: metalloendopeptidase activity. The transcript is spliced from 2 exons. Gene Ontology annotation, biological process: membrane protein intracellular domain proteolysis; regulation of response to endoplasmic reticulum stress. The record is from RefSeq and is a predicted model, not a curated record. NCBI's taxonomy places the organism in Eukaryota, Metazoa, Arthropoda, Insecta, Diptera, Culicidae. Gene Ontology annotation, cellular component: cytoplasm; membrane. Bases 74 to 1609 code for a protein of 511 amino acids.